CAAUUGGCAGAUGGCUUGGAAGUUCCAGAUGGAACAUUGGAAUUUCCAGCUGGAUGGCUUCAAAAAUUUAAAAAACAUAAUGGAAUCCAUCAACAAAAGCUUCAUGGAGAUGUAUCAUCAGCUGAUCUGGAAGCCAUAAAUGAUGCCUUACCAUUAUUAAAAAGCAUAU
Molecule: messenger RNA, 169 nt
Organism: Entrophospora candida
Lineage: Eukaryota; Fungi; Glomeromycota; Glomeromycetes; Entrophosporales; Entrophosporaceae
Source: the annotation of a GenBank genome assembly